Dermacentor andersoni is the source of this 7018-nucleotide messenger RNA. RefSeq names its product acyl-CoA:lysophosphatidylglycerol acyltransferase 1-like. Gene Ontology annotation, molecular function: acyltransferase activity. The record is from RefSeq and is a predicted model, not a curated record. NCBI's taxonomy places the organism in Eukaryota, Metazoa, Arthropoda, Arachnida, Ixodida, Ixodidae. Gene Ontology annotation, biological process: phosphatidylinositol acyl-chain remodeling. Gene Ontology annotation, cellular component: endomembrane system; endoplasmic reticulum.
UUCCGCGAGUCCGCGUGCGAGAAGGUGCGCCGAAUGCGCCUGUGCGCGCGGAGUCGAGCGCUUGUCUGUCAAGCAGCCAGGCGCGUCGUGUGCACCCAGCUGUCUGAGCAGAGCGCACGAGGUGCCGCCCUUGUACGAGCCUGCUGCUUCGGCGCUGCUGCAGCGGCGGCGGCUGAGCACCGAACGACCUGCUCGCGUCCGUCUGGCUGCGAGUCCCCCUCCUCAACGCACUUUCUGUUCUCGUAAUCGUGCCGGUGUUCGCUCUUCUCCGUGGUCUCAAAAGUGGUGGUGGUGAAGCGACUCGAGUGAGCCAGACGAGGCUGUGCCUCCUCCUGCGGUUUGUUCUUUCGCACUCUUAACGUGGGACCGCCCGCGCCUUCUUCGACAUGAUGAGGAGGCUUGAAGCCGCGUUCCUGGGCCGUAAGGAUGAUCACAUCAGCAACGAGAGAGCGGCGGCGGACCGACACGGGGAUCAGCGUGCCAAGCGGGAGAUGGAGUUGCGGCGGUUGCUGCAUCAAGUGCGCUGCUGGCUGCGGGUCAUGUUUGUGAUCGCCAACAACCUGUACUGUAUCCCCACCUACCUGGUGUGGAUGUGGGUGGUGUUCUAUCCGCUGCGUGUGCUCCUGCCGCCUCUGUACUGGGCCAUCGAGCGCCAGCUAUUUCGGCUUCUCCUCCUCAUGGUCUCCUUUUGGAGCUGGAGUGCGGAGUACUAUGUGGACGAAGUUGGGGAGGACGUGAGCGAGUGCUACGGUGACCGCACACUAGUCCUCGUCAACCACCAGUCCACGGCCGAUGUGCCGCUGCUCAUGGCCUCCUUUCAAGGGAAGCGCUCCGUCACCGAGCACCUCAUGUGGAUCAUGGACCGCCUGUUCAAGUACACAAACUUUGGUGCUGUCUCCAUGACCCACGGUGACUUCUUCAUCACACAGGGCAAGGACACUCGCAACGUGCAGUUGCAACGACUCAGGGACCACAUUUCAGAGGUGUACCUUCGCCGGGGGCUCAAGUGGAUUGUCCUCUUCCCCGAGGGUGGCUUCCUGCACAAGCGGCGCGCCACCAGCCAGCGGUAUGCCAGGGCCAAUGGCUACCCCAUCCUGGAGCACGUGACACUGCCGCGUGUGGGCGCUAUGAAGACAGUCCUCGAGUCACUCACGGCAGAGAACCUCGCCAAGACUCACAAGGGAGAGGAACCACUCAAGUGGGUGGUGGACAUCACUGUUGGCUACCCGGACAUGGGCAAGCCCCUGGACCUGUUCAUCAUCUCGGGCGGUUUCCGCAAGCAGUGCGUCGUCCACAUGCACUACCGGCGUUUUCCCAUUGCAGAAGUGCCCAUCGAUGACUCGGAGGCCCUCACGAAAUGGCUGUACGACCGGUGGGCGGAGAAGGAGGACCUCUUGGACAUUUUCUACCGCACGGGGCGCUUCCCGGGGCGGCUCCACCAGGGCAGUGGGGAAGACGGCGGCAAGAGCCUCGCUCCUCUGCGCGAGAUGCCCCUGCGCGUCGACUUCAACAUCGUCUGGAUUGUGCUCGUGCAUGCCUUCUUCAUCAUGUCGACGCUGUUUCACGUGGCCCUGUGCCGCUGGCUUGCCUCGCUCGUGCCGUUGCCGUUCUGGUGACAGUUCCUCGCUGCGAUGAUGGAAACGGAGAGUGCGAGAGCUGCUGUGGUGCGGACUUCUGCGUGGUUGCACUGUGUGGCAGGGAUUUUCGCAGAGCGGCCUCAAAGGUGGCAUGGUUUAGGCUCUUGAAAACAUGCGCUCCCUUCUCCCUUGAAGGCUUGGUUCUUUCGGAGCUGGGAGGUUCGAGCAUUGUUUGCAUCUGGUUGUGCAGGAAGAAGCUUUUUUCCCCAGGGAGGGGUGGAGCUGUUCCGUGGUUGAAGGCUCUUGGAAUGCCCCGGUUGCUAGUUGAAAAAGUGUUGAAUGGGGUCCGAGGCUUGGAAAGCCGGGUGACUACAUGUGUGUGUGUGCGUGUGUGUGCAUGUGUUUGUGUGUCGGGCAGUCCUGUGAGAAAUAUGUUAGGAAAGACAGUUGAGGUGUGAAAGUGCUUUGCGGGAAAGUGCUUUCCACUAAAUGAAAACCCGAGGACAUGCCUGUAGUUUGGUGUGGGAAAAUUCAGGCUGAUGCUUCACAUUGUGCUGAGGAGGGGCCUGGAAAACUGGGAGAGAUUCCUUGCUGAUGAUUGGAGACAGCAAGCAGUGAGGAAGGUAUUGGGAAAGUUGGUGAAAAUGCUCGCUGAACCUGGGACCAGCAAAUUCGAACAAGCGCAGGCUAAGAGCCUCGAGCAUGCCUAGCAAGAACAUUAGGAAUUCCAUUCAGUGCCGAAGCCACUUAAAUAUGGGCUCGCGCAAGAGUCUGUCAAUAUGUCCUGCCGAAUUGGUCUGCAAGAAAAUGUUGUAAUGAUAUAUAUGUACUUGGAAGUAAGUUGCAUGACAGACAACAUCAACUUAGUUUUUAUAGGUUGUAUGCGAUAGUCUUAUCAUCCUUUAUAAAAGUCAAAACAAGAAUGUUGCAGGCAUACCAUAAUAACUCAUAUAAUGUGAGCAUCACUGUAAGCAUCAUAAUAAGGGGCAGUUCUGGUGCUAUUAAAGACAAUACCUAACCUGCAGAUAUUGGCAGACGAAAGAUUUAAGUGACGUACGCGGAUCGGGAAAUAUUCCUGACGCAAACCUCCUUGUUUUCAGCUUCUGUGGCAGGUUCUAGCUAUGCCAGAAAAAAAAAACAAGAUGCAAAGACUGCUCAUCUGAACUCGUUUGCUCGUCGGCUUCCUUGAGUGUGCUUGAGUCAUUUGAGCCAACUUAGCCUUAACUGAAGCCUAACUGCAGGCAUAAUUUCUCAGCUAAGUUGAAGCUAUGCCUGACUUGGCAGCCGGUGAUUGAUUACUGCUUUCACUCAUAGCCUCAAUUAUCAGUUACUUGAUUGUGCACAGAAGAUAAUCUAGUUAUUAUUAUACUUUGUUCUUGUCAAAACUGCCUUCAUUUACUUUUGUUUAGCUCUAUUGGUUCUAGCAUUUGUACCUCAGCUGUUGCUUUUGGAUAACACUGCAGUGAAUUUUGCAACAAGUGGGCAUUUCACCGGCAGAUGGCAGCAACUUUGUCAGGAGUUUUAACAAUUUCUUCACUGCUGUGCCGUGCAGCCAUUCAUGGAAAGUUUCACUGCCCUGAGGCAGCCAUGAAUAAAGAUGCUUGCACAUUGAAAAAUGCUCAUUUUACUCCUGAUAAGGAUGGCAGUGGGUUCGAUUUUUGAGCGAGACCUCAAAUCUGUGUGUCAGCUAAGCACCUAAAGUCAUUAGGAUCUCAAAAAUGAAAUGUUAAUUCAAGUAGCUAAAAUCCAAAGAGAAACCUCGCACUGUAUGCAGGUAUUUAUAACAUUUAUGAUAUUCUGGUGCCAGCUUUCAAGCAUCUGAAGAUAUUUCGGGUGACAACCCCUUGUGGCACUCAGAAGUCCAGCGGAACAGUUCAUUAGUAGGAGCUCACAGGAAUUCACUUGAGAACUAAUAGGAGAGCAUCCACACUCAUUAAAGUGCUCCUGCAAUGUACCUACCAGUUAAUCAGCUUCUGGAAGGCCCCCAACUGCAGCGGGAGCACCCAAGUUUUUGUGUAGCUCACUUAUUGUAUUCAAGCUUAUUUCAGCGCAAAAGAAAAAAGGUGAAAAAAGAAGGAAUGACAACUAUGGAGGGUGAGACUGAAGGGCUUAUUUGUCCCCCUGCAAGUGCAAGCUUUGAAAUAAAACACUAUAUUCGUCAUUUGAUAGCGCAUUUGUAUCGCAACAGACAAAAUUUGUUGUAUGCACAAUGCUCUUCCGUGGAGCAGAGAUAUUACGAACGGAAACAAGAAUGCCUCGCCUGACUCGGCCUCACUGAUGGCAAUUUCAGGUAGCUAAGCCCUGUGUGACAUGCCCAGCAUCAUGCUACAGGAGUGCGACUCCGGAGCAACAAGCCCGCCUUGAUGUAGUCCACGAAAACGUCCAGGACAAUUACGAGUGUGGCCAGACUGUGGCCAUGUGAUGACUGUGCGACUCCGUUCAUCGGGACCGUUCGCCGCGCCAUGGUGGCAACCAGUUUGGACGCCCGCGACGACGGAACUAGAGUUCGACAGAUGUGCUGCUGCUGUGUUGAGCGACCAGGUGGCCACGCUGGCAUGCUUGGCUGCAACGCUUGAUUGUCUGUUUCGAGCUCGCAGAAAUGUGAUGAUUUGACGCUGGUGCCUGAUGAAAAAGCGACUGGGAUUUCGUGGUGUACCUCGGUGAGAUGUAAAUUACGAAGGUUUGCCGGGGCAAAAGAGACGUACAGUUUAUUGGGCUGUGAUUCACGUGGAGACGUUUAGCCAUUACUUUUCAGUUUGUUUGUCACAAGAAAGAACUGAAUGCUCGCAUUUUGACAAGCCCAAGCUUUUCUUUCUCUGGCGGUGUCCGAGAUUCGAGUGUUGUGGCUUGAGCAUUUUGAGUUUCAAAAAGUGGGAAGCCUUUGUCGUGGGAGUGAAACGCACAGGUGUCAACUGUGGCGUAAUUAUGGCAAAUUGUGUUGCUGUUACAUUGGUCUGUCGGGUUUUGUUUUCUGCACGCUGUGGUGGACAAUCUGAUGCAAUUUGCUAGCAUGUAAGAAGCACUGCUUUUUAGUUAGUGUAGUACCUAAUUGUUGGCCACAAAGAUAGCGCAGCACUUUAUUUUUUUCUUCUUUUGUUGUUAAUAAGGAACUCGGAUGCCGGGAAACACAUUCCCUGACUUACCAUCAUUCUCAGUUCUUUUAAAAAAAAAAGAAGCCUUGAGGCAAAUUGUUUUUGCUGUAAGAAAGACUUUUGCUCGCAGUUAUCGAGUUGCAGCCUCGUCAAUCUUGGAAUGAGUGCCAUGUCUUUUAUUCUAGCCAUUUUCUCACUACGACACUUUGAUUUUGAAUCUUUGUGCUGGUCACGCUAGUGAGCUCAUGUUAUUUGGUUUGUACAUUCAAUUGUUGUCGCUGUUGAUUGUCUUUUCGUGGGUGUUCAUGAAGCAAUUUUUUUUUUUCUCCUGAAGACCAAAUUGUGGAAUGUUUCAAGGGCACCCCGGCCGAUGUAUAGUAGCUGCUUUCAUUAAAAUAGGGAGAUUUGUUCCCGCUGUGGGCAAGACACAGGUCAAGCAUGCAUACAAUUAUAGCUGACCUAUACGAGAGCACCUGCGCAUCGAAGAGUUAGCCAUUCAGAGCUAGUCGCAAAAUUGAUAAGAUAAGCAUACCCAGUUUGCACAAGGUAGUAGACAAGGCCAAGGACACUUGCCCAUAGUCUGUGCAAGGGAGCAUAGCGUAAGUAUGUGUGGCAGUACAUCAAAAUGACCAGUUCGUGGUGCUUUAGCGUGUAUAGGACCUAUAGCGUUCACUUUGAUUAGUUUAGCAGGAUUCUUCACACUCUUACGAAUCAUGGCACUGUAGCAUGCAGAAGGAGACCGUGAACUGCACAGACCGUGAUGGUCUGUGCAGAAAUAGCAGCAGCCUGUGGCUUAAGGUUUCGGUAGAUGCAGUUCCGUGCAACGUCUUUUUCAGGCUCGCACCUUACGAGGAGUUUGCAUUGUCUAGCACUUGAACAACAAAGCUGGGCUUAUUGGUACAAAUGCUGCGACUCGUAAUUUAGCAGUGCUAAAAACAAAUAAGCCUUUGUGGUGACUGCGACCUGCUGUGCUUGUGAGUAUUUGGUGGGGAUGCCAUUCAUUUGUAAAGAAAAACUUGGGUGAGGUUUGGCAGAAUGUGUUCAAAUUUGUGACUGUGCUUUUACUGUGCAGUUAUACAAACAGAUUGAUAAGCUGUUGAGAGUACACCAGGUGUAGUCAGGGCUGUAUCUGGGUAAGAGUGAGGUAAGGUUCUUUGAGCUGUGAUUUGUGUAGUGGUAUAUGCGAGUAUGGGAGAAAACACAUGGAGCAGUUAUCCCAUGUGUUUUGCUGUCUCUUCUUUGUUUAUAGAGCCGGUGAAUUAUGAAUUGCAAUACUUUGAACAAAAGUGUGAGAUUCCCACCACGCCCUGUGCUGUUGCCACAGGCUGGCAUAUGGACUGCUCGCAAGUGUCACAAGCUGCUUUGUUUUUCUUUUGUUUUUUUCCAUCAACUCCAGCAUCCUAUGAUAAGCUAAGUCUUGGGUUGCCCGUGAGUGACUUGUGUCAGCUGUGCUCUUGCAAACUUACGGUGAAAGUGGUCCUGUAAAUGAAUCGCACUAUUGGAGCUUGCCGACUUUGACUGGCGCAAGAUUCAUCAAGUCUGGCAAGGGUAAAAGUGUGCACCCCAAAAUUGCAGGGACCAUCGCGCUUGGGGAUCACCGAGAAGUUGCGACUAGAAAACUCUGCACAGUUUCGAGGCAUAUCUAGGGUAGAAUUUUGCUGAGCUCGACACUCUUCGCAAUUGCCACCCUUUAGAGUGUAUUUUCACCACACAAAAUCGUCGACGUGUGCAUUUGUUUCACUGUGGCAUGCCUAGUACUUUAAUGGCAGGAGCCUAGGUCCCUAGGUAUCGUAACUUACGGACCUAGGUGCCAGGUAUCCUUGGAGUCAGGUACCGAGGUAUAUAGUAGUACCCAGUAUAGGUUGCCAGGUCCUUAGGUGCGAAAUGCGAGGGUACACGUAGCAGUCGUGGCUGGAUGCAUUGAUCACUCGGUGUAAAAAAAAAAAAACGAAUGAACAGAAGGUUCACACCGAUUAUCACUUUGUGGCAAAGUUGCACCUGAAGGGUGUGCAGCGUAGACACCUGCAGGAAGAGCUGUAUGGUCGUGUCAGUGUGUACACUGCGCUUAAGUGAAUUAGGUUUGCGAAAAGGACUAUGUUCUGGAGUGUAAGAGAAAGGAAGGGAAUGCUAAUUGGAACCAUCGGUUUCCUUUUGCACUUGCACUCUGCAGUGCAUGUUGACUUCUCAUGAUUUGACUGCCACCGCAUGUCUUGUUGGUAUUCAACAAAAGUUUGUUACACUUCAGUGCUAUUGCUGUACAUAUGAAUGCGUCUUUUUUUUUCUUUUUACUGUAUGCUGCAUAAAUAUGUUACUUUCGUACAGAGAGUGCAUAAAAUUUCACGAAUUGUG